Molecule: messenger RNA, 1635 nt
Organism: Papilio machaon (common yellow swallowtail)
Lineage: Eukaryota; Metazoa; Arthropoda; Insecta; Lepidoptera; Papilionidae
Product: protein phosphatase methylesterase 1
Exons: 10
Coding region: 164-1606 (480 amino acids)
Biological process (GO): protein demethylation
Molecular function (GO): protein methylesterase activity
Source: RefSeq, a predicted model, not a curated record
AGUUUGACAGUGACAAAAAACGGAAAUGACAAGAAAACAAAAUGUCGGUGUGUUGUUGUGGUCUGGAAUUUGUAUCUCGUAUUAACUGAAUUAAAGAAUAUUAACAUUCUGUAUUAUUCUCGUAGCAUCAAUAACUGUAUUAAAUUAUAUAAGGUUUGAGAAAAUGUCCUCUCUACAAAAAUCUAUAAUGAAAAAUAAAUUGCCGCCCCGUGUGCCUAGAUCAUCGGGAAUUGCAAAAUUAGCUCCGUUUGGCUCUUCUCGUCGUAAAGAUUACUCGCCUGUUUCAUGGAAGCAGUACUUCGAUCGUUGCGUAGAUGUAGAGACGGAGGCGGGCACCUUCAGAGUAUAUUUGUCGCCUGAACCUGACCAUCCAUCACGCCCGAGGAUAUUUACUCUACACGGUGGUGGAUACUCUGGUCUUAGCUGGUCAUUGUUUACUGAAGAGAUAACAAACAUGAUCCAUUGUCAGGUAGUAUCUAUGGAUGUAAGGGGGCAUGGUGAGACUAAAGUGAAAGAUCCCGAUGAUUUGAGUAUUGAAACAUUAGUAAGAGAUGUAGAACAAGUGAUACAAAAGUUAUAUGAUGAAGAGCCACCUCCCAUCAUACUGUUAGGCCACUCAAUGGGCGGGGCCAUAGCAGUUAGAGCUGCUCAUUCCCCUGUCAUUGAACAGUAUAUACAUGGAAUUGCGGUUAUUGAUGUUGUUGAAGGCACUGCAAUGGAGUCUUUGGCUAGUAUGCAAGGUUUUUUGAGAGGAAGGCCGACACAUUUUAAGAGCAUUGAACAUGCCAUAGAAUGGUGCAUUCGGAGUGGCCAAGUGAGGAACUUAGAAUCUGCAAAAGUUUCAAUGCCCAGUCAGAUUUUGAACGUUCAAACUGGUAAAUUAGCUAUAAAUGAAGUGGAAACAUAUAAAAAAGAGGAUGCACCUCGUGCACCGGAACCUACACGUCAUGGUCCUCACGCUAACUGCAUCACCGAGGAGAGUGAUGAAGAAAGUGAUACCAGUGAAGCCAGUGAAGCUAAACUAGCUAGGACUGACUCGGAGAAUGAAGAUAUAAAACUGACAAGAACUAACUCAACUAACUCGGAGAAUGAAGAUAAUGCAAAGCUGGCUAGAUUGGACUCGACUGACUCAGAGAAUGAAGACACAAAACUAGCUAGACUGGACUCGACAAGUGAUGAUGCUGAAGCUAGUAAUGCAAAGCUACCUAGGUCAGACUCGACGGAAAAAGAUCAAAGUGCUACUUUUGCUGUUCCCAAUGCUGUUGGUGAUGGUGCUUCUAUGAAAUAUAAAUGGCGUAUUGAGUUGUCCCGCACGGAGAAGCACUGGGAGGGUUGGUUCGGAGGACUCUCCUCUGCCUUCCUGCACACGCGCUCACCUCGUCUGCUCCUGCUCGCCUCUGUUGAUGGACUGGACAGGGAACUGACUGUUGGACAGAUGCAGGGCAAGUUUCAAAUGCAAGUGUUAACAAGAUGCGGCCAUGCUGUACAUGAGGACACUCCCGGAGAGGUUGCCAGAGUGGUGGCUUCUUUCAUCCUCCGUCAUCGACUGACUACAGCCACUGAGAACGGUGAACUGAUGAAUCUGGUGUCCGCACCAGGUUGUUGAAUUUUCUAUAUUAUUUGUAUGUGAAGUAA